UAUGUUGGCCACGGUCAGCAUCAGUGUCGUAUCGAUGUUCAGUGUGUGAACUACUCGGAACAAGGAUUACCUACCACCUCUAGAGGGAGACAACAAUGGCUCGUACCAAGCAGACCGCCCGUAAAUCCACCGGAGGAAAGGCCCCUCGGAAGCAGUUGGCCACCAAGGCUGCUCGUAAGAGUGCCCCCUCAACCGGUGGCGUCAAGAAGCCGCAUCGUUAUCGUCCCGGAACGGUCGCCCUGCGUGAAAUCCGUCGCUACCAGAAGUCCACCGAGUUGCUGAUCCGCAAGUUGCCCUUCCAGCGGCUGGUGCGUGAAAUCGCCCAGGACUUCAAGACGGAUCUGCGCUUCCAGAGUGCCGCCGUUGCUGCCCUGCAGGAAGCUAGCGAGGCGUACCUGGUCGGACUGUUUGAAGACACGAAUCUGUGCGCUAUUCACGCCAAGCGCGUCACCAUUAUGCCCAAGGACAUCCAGCUGGCUCGACGCAUCCGUGGAGAGCGUGCCUAAAGUGGAGCUUUCUUUUGUUAUACCGGAUCAACCCUUCCCAAACAACACAAAAGGUCCUUUUCAGGACCAGCCAAAAGAGUUCAAAAGAGUAUGUUGCAGAAAAAUAAAUUCUACGAUUUCACAACUCCGAAAAAAAAUCCUUUGAAUUAGUCAUCGCAAACCGUUACACUUUUUCCCCCAAUCAGACGAAGGAUAUUCCGAGACGCAAUUAAAUGCUAUCCGACGCGCAAGCAAGGGUACAGUUGCGCCAAAACUUGCCCUAUGCGCUUCAUAUCGGGAGUUAGGGGAGGCGUCCUGUUUGUCCGUUAACAUUUAUCCUGCAGGCCAGGCGGACGCAGCAUAAAUGUUUUGGUUUGUGUGAAAUACUCGCUCUUGAGUCCUCCAUGUGUUUGAGGAACGAUAAUGAGUAAUUUUCUGAGUGUUUAUAAGUAAUUUUAUUGUGAUUUGUUUUAUUGCAACAUUGUCUUUGCUGUACUCAUGAAUGCAUUUUGAAA
Culex pipiens pallens (northern house mosquito) is the source of this 1000-nucleotide messenger RNA. Its product is annotated as histone H3.3A-like. The record is from RefSeq and is a predicted model, not a curated record. Gene Ontology annotation, cellular component: nucleosome. Bases 96 to 506 code for a protein of 136 amino acids. NCBI's taxonomy places the organism in Eukaryota, Metazoa, Arthropoda, Insecta, Diptera, Culicidae. Gene Ontology annotation, molecular function: protein heterodimerization activity; DNA binding; structural constituent of chromatin. The transcript has a single exon.